CAGUUUUUAGUGACAAGUUGACCAUAGAAGCAUGAACUACAUACUGUCUCCUCACUGACGAAUAAUAACUUCAUUGAUGUAUGGACGUUAAUAAAAAAUCCUAAAUAUAUUAUCGUGGUAAUUGACGAAAAUAAGACCAUCAAGCUGAUAAUAAUUAUUUCCGUUCGAUAAGUUAUAAUUUUGUGAACUUUAAAUGUUUAUGGGUUGCUGGGGUUUACAAAGCAUACCUAUAUAACGUCAUACAGCAAAUGACGCUCAGUACAAUGAGCUGGAAUGGAUCAAAACCAAAAUGACAACGUAAUAAUUUUGAACAAAUUUAAAAUUAGAGUGAAUCUCGUAAAGAUUGACCAGAGCUUCGAAAACCAUCUUCUGUUAUUUGGCAAUUAACCUCGUAAGCGAAAUGAGUGAUCACGAGUGCUGCUGCAUCCACUACACGUUAGCUGGCAAAGCUGUGUCGGCGCUCUCCUCGAUAAUCUCAGUUUACGUCUUCGUGCAGUUCGCUUGCGAAGGAAACUGCACAGAUAAAAAUGACAGGCGACUUUUGCUGCUACUGCUGAUAAGUCUGAGCGCAGCAUGCGCAGCCGGCGUGCUCUACUACGGAGUAGACAAGGAUAAACCAAACCUACUCAAGCUUUACUGCCGCAUGUGUGUGACGAUAUCAUCGCUAUGUUUGCUCACUGAAUCUCUCACUCGUGAGCCCCAAACUUGUUCGCUGCAAGUCAAGGGGCUGGUCGUUACAUGCCUGUUGCUGCUGCUGUCGGCUAGCAUAGUGUGGAGAUGUCUCCGCAUAAUGAGUGAAGUCCAGUCGAGUACCAACUCGGAACAAGAAGCUCCACUUGCAGACGCAGAAUCUUCUUCUUCAUUGCAAGGGGAUAAAAUUGGCGACGAUCCCCCGUCUUACAUGGACGUUGUAUACCUCAUGCCGUCCGGUCCACGCCCAGAGAAAUCUUCAUCUACGCAAUCGAUGUCUAUGCCUCACGAGAGUUAUGUGCCUUCUCACUACGGUAGUUCGGAAACUCUCCCUCCAGCCUACCACUUGGCCGUGUCUCAAAAGCCCUACGAAACAAAUAAUACCGUUCACACGGGAGACUUGAUACUCCGUCCGUCAGACAUAGCUCUUCCCCCGCAAGCUUCUGCGGUAAAUUUUACGACCAUCUUCAGCAGUUCUAAGUUGCCGCAGUCUGUCGUCCGUGUUUACGAUAUGUAGGUAUUGCUAAUAGUCGUUAGAUAUUAUUUAAUAUGACAAUGCCUUUCUUACAGUUAUUUGAAGGUACCUACUUUCAUUUUGUAUCAGAGGAAAGAUUUUAUUAAAAGAGAACAAUAACCGUUACCAUAUUCAUUCGAGAACGCUUGGCAGUCGUACUCUAGAAAAAGGAAAUGUAACAGUUCAUGACAGACGGCGCAGGUGAUGUUGACUUUCAAGAUUCGGUAACGGACGAAACGUCGUCUACACAGAACAGAGUGAAGUAAUCACUCGGCAAUAGGCCUUGAAAACAGACCUGAGCUCGGUAAUUCAAGAUAUGCAACACUCGUAUAUCAAAACAAAGUUAGAUAGCGACAAGUGGUCGAUUGACGCUGCUAUGCUCGCAGGUAAUGGCUGGCUAAACAAACUUAUAGGGUACUGCAUGCGUGGCUCUGAGCGCGGAUUGUCCCUCCCACCGGCUAAUUCUACCUAGCUAGUAACUUCCGAACGGAAUUUCAAGCUCACCCGUAAUUUAUAUAUUCUAGAAGGAAUCUGCUCGUAAAAAAAUGCAUCAUUGUUUUCUUAAGAGCUAGGUAUUUUAUAAUUUAGCCUCAUCAUAUUAUUUGUUGGAUAGAACAAAUAUGAUUUUGUAUUACCUUUAAACGCUUUUCACAAAAUCUUCGAAAAACUAGCAACUGCACAAGUACUGAAAACAAGCGUCUCACAUAAUUUGUAUUUGUGACAUCAAGAAUUUCAAUAUCAUGUUUCACGGUAUCAUAUCUCAGGCCUCAAAGAAGUUGUACCUGAAGUGAAAGUCAUUGCACUUAUGUCAAUAUACUCGUGUUGGUGAUACUAUCUAAUCAGGGAGAUGAUAAUAUGUCACUCUAUUGCCUUAAAAUGCAUAUCAAUUUAUGUUAGAAAUUCACUUAUAUGGAAAGAAUACAAAACAUGAAUACUUUUUUAGCCUCGAUAUUAAUUAUGUAAUGGUAUAUGUUCCUGAAAUCCAAUGAGCAUGUCUGUAAGUAUGAGAGCAUUUCACGGUCACUAUGUUUGAGGUCAUCUGUGAAAUGUGGGAAUUAAGGUUUUUAAAUCGAUGACGUCAGAGUAGCGUCUCCUCAUAACUUCAUUUAAUGAAUACGUUCAGGUAUAUAUUUUCCGUUACUACUUAUCACAAAGUUGUACGAAUGGUAAACGAUACUUUUCAAAUCGCUUUGCACAAUGAAUGAAAAUUUCAAAGAAAUGUUUUCUUCGUGACGGCUAUAGUAAUUGAGGGUGAAAUUACUUAAUCGCUGUUAUUACAUUCGUUCAUUUUUUCUAAGUCUAAUUGUUGCUAGUAAAGUUCUAAGAUCGUGAAAUUGGACGGUUAGAGGGCUGAAAGUUGAUGCUGGGGUUGGCAUAAAUAAGUACUCGAUUCUACAGUAUUGACGAAUUAAAUUUAUUAACAAAAGAUAUUGUUUUUGUCGGACCAUCAUGGAUUUUUCCAAUAAUUAAUUUUCGAUCAUUUACUACGUUUGACACCUGAAUUCAGCAAGACCACAUUUUCUUCACCUGCCUUUUCAUGGCCACAACAGAAGUACUGA
This is a messenger RNA of Hyalella azteca, 2763 nucleotides long. RefSeq lists its product as uncharacterized. The coding region runs from base 401 to 1207 and encodes 268 amino acids. The transcript is spliced from 5 exons. The record is from RefSeq and is a predicted model, not a curated record. Lineage: Eukaryota; Metazoa; Arthropoda; Malacostraca; Amphipoda; Hyalellidae.